Molecule: messenger RNA, 1092 nt
Organism: Microthlaspi erraticum
Lineage: Eukaryota; Viridiplantae; Streptophyta; Magnoliopsida; Brassicales; Brassicaceae
Source: the annotation of a GenBank genome assembly
AUGUCGGCGUUAAAGAGCCGUAGUAACUCGUUAGCCGGACUAACUUUGGACGCUGUGCUUGGCGGCGAGGUCUUAACACCAUCGUCUCCAGACUCUCCACCAUCGCCACCGCCUCUGCCGGAAAAUUCUCUAGUAACGCACCACCGCAAAACAACAAGCCAAACGCUUUUCGAUAUCAUCCGCGAAGAAUACCACAAGGAAGGGCACAAGGAUCGGACCACGUGGCAGAUUUUCCGCGAGAAGCUCCGUCUCAAACGAACCGGUUCCGCUUGGACCUCGUCUCUUCAUAUCCCCGCCUCGGAUAUCCUUAUCCCUAAUCCCAAACACCUUGCAGCUGCUUUCCGAUCACAAUCCGCCGGUUUAACCAACGAUACGGUUAACCUCCGAGGCCUGGUCAGCGCAAUUCCGAUGUCGGAUCCACCCGGUUCCUCGGGACGCGCGAUGUUCAGUCGCGGAUCUUCAAUGCGGAUCGGGUCGAGCAAAAACCCGGACGAUUCACCCGACGUCAGCGUUCUGGGAGAUGGACCGUCGUCGAGGAGCUUUAAACCGCAGUUAUCGCGGCACGAUUCCGUCAGGGAUCACUCGGAGGGGGAAGAGGAUAACAGACGCCGUCAUCCGGUUGUCACGUUCGUGGAAGAGAGGCAGAUGUCGGCGAGAGAAGCCGUCGCGGCGCAGGAAGCCGCCGAAGCUGCGGCGAUUGGAAGCGACGACGAGGACGAUGACGACAACGAGGAGGAUGACGAUUCAGGAGAAGCAGAGGAGAAAUCGUCGGCGGCUUCUGCGCCGAAACAGACCAUGUCGCUGAUGGAUCUGUUGGAAGAGACAGAUCGGCAAAUGGGACUAACGGGAUCGAGAUACGCCAUGGACGAUGAAGAAGAAUACGAAGAGGAAGAAGAAGAAGACGAGGAGGAAGAUGGUCACGGUGGAGAAGGAGAGCUCAGCUGCUGCGUUUGUCAGGUGAAAAUCAAAGGCGCGUCUUUCACGCCUUGUGGUCACACGUUUUGUAAGCUCUGCUCUAAAGAGCUCAUGGCUCAGAAAGGUCAUUGCCCUGUUUGCAGUAGCUUCGUCCUCGAAUUCCUCGAGAUCUUUUAG